Molecule: messenger RNA, 3422 nt
Organism: Mizuhopecten yessoensis (Yesso scallop)
Lineage: Eukaryota; Metazoa; Mollusca; Bivalvia; Pectinida; Pectinidae
Product: probable E3 ubiquitin-protein ligase HECTD2
Exons: 21
Coding region: 78-2642 (854 amino acids)
Biological process (GO): protein polyubiquitination
Molecular function (GO): ubiquitin protein ligase activity
Source: RefSeq, a predicted model, not a curated record
UGGAGAGAAAAAGACGGUAACAAGCGGUGCUCGUUUUCAAAAUAAGAAUGGAUGGUAUUUAACUGACUAUUUUAGAAAUGCCUAUGGCGACAACCCGUUCAAAUGGAGGAGGAUCUACCAUAACUUGUCCAACAUGUGACCAUACGGUAAAUUGUCAGCCGGGAUCAAACAGAACCAUCUGCCCUAACUGUGGGAAUUUUUACAGUCGGGAUGAGGCUGGCAGGGCACCCCGCGCCCGCGGUCAGCGAAGAAGGGGUCAGGAAAAAAAGCCACUACCUGACCUUGAUAAGGAUAAGAAUAAACAACAAGGACCACUAAAUUCUAUAGCAAACUUUUUCCAAAAUUUGGGCCCAAGUCGAAGAGGUAAACAUCGAAGAGAUUUGUCACCGACAGAUAGUCAAGGUUCUUCUUCUAGCCUGUUAGAAAAUAAUUCUGGAAGCAAGACCGAGCUACCUCCAAUAGACAGUCAAGGUCACCUGACCACCACACCUUCUAGUCGUCCGGUGUCUUACCGGUCAGAUAAAAGUGGCAGCUCUUCUCUGCUCAGUCCGGGACGGUCACACCGCGCUCCGUCUGGAACCUCCACAAUUACACUGACCAGUAGUAUCCACAACACCAGCAAAAGUCGUCUCAGUCCUAAUCCAAUCCAGGGAAAGGUCGCCUACCCUGUCAGGACCAAGACAAUAGAACAGAUAAGAGAGGAUGUGAAGUACGCCAAAGAGACAGGAAACUGGAAAGUGGUGCAGGAAUUUUAUUCAACGACAUUUAAUUGUUUUUUGGAGAUUAAUGCUGUAUUCAAGCGAGACCCCAAUAAGGAAUACAAGACGCUAGAAGAAUCUGGCCUCAAGUUAGAAUUAGUCAACUUUGUCUAUGACCUGUUGCCAAACCUGCCCCAGGACAUCCAGAAAUGUGUUCUCAAGUCCAUCAUUAACAGCCUACUAAAGGACAAGAAGAUUGAAGACAGCCGCAUGCAUUGGCCUCACACGAAGGAUGAUCUGAGGGCUUACCUAAUUAUCUUACAGAAUCCCCAGUUUGAGAACAUGUCAACUUUUGUGAUAUUUGCCCACCUACUUCGACAGAUUGCUGCGCUCAACGAUCAUGAUCACCAUUUUUUGGUGCAUUGGAUGAGGAAAUUAAAAUUAGGGACGUUUACUCGAAUCUUACGACGCCUACACAGUUUCAUCAUACAGCGACUGUUCCCCACAAAACCCCAAGAUUUACCUCCCCUGGCAAAAUGUACCUGGUGGAUCCCAAGUGCUACAAAAGUCAUGGCAUUGCUGAAUGCUGCCAACAAUUUGUCUAGUCCCCUACUAGUGCCAAUCGCAGAUUUCUACAACAGUAGCCUCGAUUUCAUGGACCUCAUGGCCGAAUACUACACGUGGCAGAACCCUAGUCACUGUUCAGGGUUUUCGUUCUGUCAGUACCCGUUCAUCCUAAGUAUAUCGGCCAAGAGGUCUAUACUACAGAAAGAUUCCGAGCAACAGAUGAUUAUCAUGGCAAGGAGAAGCUUGGUUGCUAAGGUGCAAAGAAGACAGUUACCAGACGUUGGCAUGCUGUUUUUGAACCUCAACGUGAGAAGGUCCCACAUAGUGUCAGAUUCUCUAAAUGAGAUCGCAAGGAAACAGCACGACCUGAAAAAGAAGUUGAAGGUGACCUUCAUGGGUGAAGCUGGACUGGACAUGGGGGGUCUGACCAAGGAAUGGUUCCUCCUCCUCAUCCGACAGAUAUUUCAGUCGGAUUAUGGGAUGUUCACUUACGAUAAAAAGGCUGGGGCUCACUGGUUCAGCACAGCACCGUGUGAAAGCUACCAGGAGUUCAAUCUCAUGGGAGUGCUGAUGGGACUAGCAGUUUACAACAGUAUCAAUCUGGACAUACGAUUCCCACCCUGCUGCUACAAGAAGCUGCUCAGUCCCGCAGUUGUCCCGUACAACAAUCCCAAUGCUGUCGUAGGGAUCACACAAAUGACCUUGGAGGAUUUCAAACUUGUUCAACCGGUGUUGGCUGUGAGUCUGGAGGAGCUGUUGAAUUACGAGGGAGACGUUGAGGAGGACUUUUGUAUGACAUUUCAGAUAUCUCUGACAGAGUAUGGAGAUGUACGGACAGUUGAUCUCAAAACUGGUGGUGCUAAUAUCCCCGUAAACAAGAGCAACAGAGCAGAAUAUAUACAGCUGUAUAUGGACUGGAUUGUCAACAAGGGUAUAUAUCCUCAGUUCAAGGCCUUCUACCAUGGUUUCCAUAGUGUGUGUGCUUCAAACGCACUCAUUAUGUUGCGGCCACAGGAAGUGGAGAUGUUAGUGUGUGGCAACCCUCAGGUAGACAUGAACCAGCUAAGAAAAGUGGCUUCAUACGACGGCUACAACGCACAGGACUCGACCGUCAGGUAUUUCUGGGAUACAGUCUUAUCGAUGACGUUUGAUAUGCAGAAGAAACUACUUUUGUUCACGACUGGGAGUGACAGAAUUCCUAUAGGAGGCAUGGCCGAAAUGACCUUCAAAAUUUCACGUAUUGAAGGAACUGAUUUACUGCCAAUGUCUCACACGUGUUUCAAUCAGCUUGUUCUGCCAGCUUACCGAAGUCGCAAAGUUCUCAAGACCAAGCUUGUAACAGCCAUUGCCAAUGCGGAGGGAUUCGGAUUAGAAUGACGGAAGUUCAGGAGAUUCGUCGGACGUAUCAUAUAAUGGAAUUAUUUUAUUUAUUCCUCCGAAUAAAGACUCCCUGUUAUAAAAGAGAUACUGAAAGCCAAGUAUACUGUGUUUAUGAACUUGUUAUAAAUCACCUAGUCUGUGUAAAAACACCUAUUUGCAUAUCUAAACAUGGUUAAAUGUGAUCAUGAUUGGUCAGUGAUUGUCAUGACGUGUGUUAUGUAAAACCUGUCACCUUUAUAUGCAAUGUUGCACCGAUACAGUUGUAAAACAUUUAUGAGAGAGAUCUUACAUUGAAUAUAUAUAUAUUAACAUUAUGAUAUUAAUAUGUCAUAAAUGAUAUGACCUAAAUAAUGUGUUAUUUCAUAUUCUGAAAAAGUACCAUUUUCCAUUUACUGACUGAACAACAGAACGUAAUUAUGACUCUUGUUUGAAAACAUAUAAUGAAGAAAAACGUUAUCUUAAGAACAAUAUUAUUUUGAUCUGUUACUCAAAAUCUUUUUCUGAGCAAAUUAUGAUAAAAUGUUGAAAAUGUAGGAAAAUAACCCUUAUUUUUAGCAGAAAAUUUUGAAAAACAGAAAUUCCUGUGAAGAAGAUAUCUAUAUUUUGACAGGUGUUGUCAGAACAAGAAAAACAAGGGUAAAACAGCUUUUUAUGAAUACUCUAAAAUUUGAAAAAGUAAUGGGUUGUAGAAAAAAACUUUUAAGUCUGUGAUAAUGAUGUGAAGUUAAUUUUAUCUAUAUAUUGUGACAGCUAAUUUAACAGAUCCCAGGGACUGAU